Molecule: messenger RNA, 3180 nt
Organism: Phlebotomus papatasi
Lineage: Eukaryota; Metazoa; Arthropoda; Insecta; Diptera; Psychodidae
Gene: Gclc
Product: glutamate--cysteine ligase
Exons: 6
Coding region: 466-2376 (636 amino acids)
Biological process (GO): glutathione biosynthetic process
Cellular component (GO): glutamate-cysteine ligase complex
Molecular function (GO): glutamate-cysteine ligase activity
Source: RefSeq, a predicted model, not a curated record
AAGGCAUGUUCUAGAAGAUUUUUGCCUCCCGGAGAAAAAUGACUUGUGCUUCUCUCGUCUAUAUAUAAAUAAAUGGCCAUUCCCCAAUCAUCAGUGCGGCCGGUGUGCUUCUCCACAUAUGUGGUUUACAUUUGAUUGCGCAAUUUACUCCAUCACACACAUCCCAGCCAGAGACAGCAUCAGAAAAGAUAAAACAUUGUCCAGUGGAACGCGCUCCAAGUAACAUCGUCUCUGUUUAACCGUGAAGCUUUCUCGCAUAAUUAAUUUUCCACGGAAAAUCCAGUUCAGGGAUAUAUAUCAGUAUAAUUGUCCAGUGUUUAUUGAAAUACCAUUCAAAUUUGUGGUGCCAUUGAAAUAGUUUUGUGAGUCAAAAGAUUAAAAAUAUACCAAUCUUUUCUAAGUUUUGCUUUUGGGGGCGCCAAUUGCACUUUUCCUCGAGAGUUUUCCGCAUCAAAAAAAGCGAAAAUGGGUCUCCUUUCCGAGGGUAGUCCACUGAGUUGGGAGGAGACGAAGAAUUUGGCAAACCACGUGCGAAAACACGGUAUUGAACAAUUCAUUCAUCUCUACGCACGCUUAAGAGAUCGCCAGGGAGAUAUACUCAAAUGGGGUGAUGAGAUUGAGUAUAUUCUCGUAAAGUUUGAUGACGAAAAGAAGACAGCCAGAGUAUCUCUACGUGCUCAGGAAAUGCUGGCACUUCUCAAUGAAAAGGAACUUGCAGAUCCUCAGGGAGUUAAAUCCCUAUGGCGCCCAGAGUAUGGGGCUUACAUGGUUGAGGGUACCCCUGGGAAGCCAUACGGUGGUCUUCUGGCUCAUUUCAAUGUUGUCGAGGCUAAUAUGCGCUACAGACGGCUGGAACUGUCGAGUUUAUUACCUCCUGGCGAAACUGUGCUCUCCAUCACAAACUUUCCCAGAUUGGGUUGUGGCAUCUUCACAUACCCAGAGGCUUUUCCGACGCCUGACGAUGAGGAAUGUGCUGCUCGUUCCCUCUACUUUCCAGAUGAGGGCACCUAUGCGGGACACCCGAGAUUCAAGACCCUCACGCGAAACAUUCGCAUGAGACGUGGCGAGAAGGUGGCGAUAAAAUUGAAAGUGUUCAAAGAUGAGAAUACUCAGCUUCCCGUCGAAGGAAGUCCUCCUGGAGAGCCUGAUACUGUUCUGAUGGACGCAAUGGGCUUUGGGAUGGGCUGCUGCUGCCUCCAGCUUACUUUUCAGGCGUGCAACAUCACCGAGGCUCGUACGCUCUAUGACCAAUUGACUCCACUGUGCCCCAUCAUGUUAGCCCUGAGUGCUGCUUCACCGGCUUACAGAGGCUUUCUUACGGAAUCCGACUGCCGCUGGAAUGUGAUCAGUGCAUCUGUGGACUGUCGGACUCCGGAGGAACGUGGCGAGAAGCCACUGAAAGAGGGACAGUUUCGAAUUUACAAAUCUCGCUAUGAUUCCAUUGAUUCGUACCUGUCGCCAGCUGGUGAAAAAUACAAUGACGUGCCUUUAGUAUACGACGAAGCGAUCUAUCAACGACUUCGCGAGGGUGAUAUUGAUCAUUUGUUGGCUCAACAUGUUGCUCAUCUAUUUAUACGGGAUACCGUGUCGCUCUUUUCGGAGAAAGUCCAUCAGAAUGAUGAACAAGAUACGGAUCAUUUUGAGAAUAUUCAAUCGACAAAUUGGCAAACGAUGCGCUUCAAGCCACCACCUCCAAAUUCAUCAAUUGGCUGGCGAGUGGAAUUCCGACCGUGUGAAUUGCAGCUGACAGAUUUUGAAAAUGCAGCAAUUGUGUGCUUCGUGGUGCUGUUAACACGAGUCAUUCUGUCCUACAAACUGGACUUUCUCAUUCCAAUCAGCAAAGUCGAUGAGAAUAUGCAGAAUGCACAGAAGCGCAAUGCUUGCCGAGAGCAGAGAUUCUGGUUCAAGAAACAUGUCACAGGACAGAUGAAAAAUGGCGAGACUGUCGUUGAAAAUGGAGCAGUGGAAGCUGAGGAUGAAUAUGAGUUGAUGACAAUUGAUCAAAUUAUCAAUGGAAAGGACUCUUUUCCUGGACUAGUGCCGUUGAUUCACAGCUAUUUGGGCUCAAUGGAUGUCGAUGCAGAUACUCACUGUACCAUUCAGCAGUACUUAAAGCUCAUUCAGAAGCGUGCAUCAGGUGAAUUACUUACAACAGCUUCAUGGAUUCGACAGCAGAUCAUUAAUCAUCCUGAAUACAAAAAAGAUUCCAUUGUGAGUGAGAGGAUAAAUUAUGACUUGCUCAAGAUUUGCAAAGAGAUUCAGGAUGGUGAGAGGCAGUGUCCAGAGUUGCUGGGUCAAGGGAACAAUUCCAAGACAAAAGAUAACAUUCCGCCAGCCAUACAGAAACACUUGACCAUUGCAAAUGCAUGUACUUAAUGGUGAACAACAAAACAAAAAAAAAUUAAUGUACUUGUGGGGUAAAAUAGUCUGACUUAUGCUGUUGUAUUGAUUUCAUCAUCCAUUUCCCGUGGUAUACAACGGAAUGAAAGUAUAACUCGAAGUUUUUGUUUAAUUGCCUUCUCUCAUUUCGAUUUUUUCCUCCUUUUUUUCUCUUUCCAUCGCGAGAAGUAACUGACUUGACGCACACACUCAUUCACACAAUUUUUGUAUCUCCUGAAUUGAGAAUUACCUGUGUUUUGUUUUUUUUUUGUCGUGAAGUGAAAGAGAAUUAUUAAAAAAAAAACCAAUGUGAUACGGGUAAUUGUUAAUUUUUAUAAACAGUCUCAAAUCAUUUUUAAGCAUGCCUAUAAAUCAUUCAGUUUCUAAAACAUUGCAAAUCUGCAUUUAAUAAUGUGAAUGUCGUUCCACUGAAAAACCUUCAUCAUUCCUUUGCGAGAGAAGAGUUUUUUUUCUAUAUCCAUGAGAUUUCGUGGUUUUUCAGUGCAAUUCUCUGCAGUGACUGCACGGGAAAUUUACAUUUUUAAUCAUUAAUUGUUUUUUUUUUGUUGAUCUUUUUAUUCAAAAGUAGAAUGCAUGAUAGGUUUUUUUUUGGCAAAAGGGUUUUUACAUUUUUCAUGUAAUACAAGUCUUUAUUAGGGAUUUGAAAUCCGAUAGUUGAAAAAAAAAAGAAUUAUAAAAAGAAAAUUUUAAAAGAAAUUACAUUAAAGAAAAAUGUAGAGAGACACAAAUAAAAAAAAUGUAAUAAUUUGUUAAUAAAAAUACCCAUUUUUGAAAAAAAAA